AAACCAUCACGAUACGUUCCAGAAGCAGAAUACUCAAUCUGUUGAUCGCAGCAGUCAUCUUAGCAGUCGUAAUCAUGGUCCGCAAAUCAUACAAGACAGUCGAAACAGGCGACGACACAACGACCGUCACUGCACCGGCCUCGGAGGUAGAGGCACCCUCGACAUUCAGCGAUGGACUUCCACUACCGCAAGUCAUGGUCUUUGACCUCGAUUACACUCUCUGGCCUUUCUGGGUAGACACUCAUGUUACUGGCCCACUCAAGCCCACCAAGGAUGGUUUGGUCGUCAAGGACCGCUACAACGACUCGUACGGCUUCUAUCCAGAUGUCGCUGGUAUUCUUGUCUCUAUCAAAGAAAAGGACAUCACCCUCUGCGCCGCAUCACGAACCGGUGCCCCCGAACUAGCCCGCGAAAUGCUCUCCUACCUCCUCCUCCCGACCUCUCCCUCGUCCUCUACAUCACCAAAAGCUCUUCACAUCUUCGACGAUUUGCAGAUCUACCCCGGCGACAAGAAGACACAUUUCUCUCGCAUACACAAGAACACGAAUAUCCCAUACGAAGAAAUGCUCUUCUUUGAUGACGAAUCAAGGAAUAAAAAUGUAGAGACACUGGGGGUUGUGAUGAAAUUGGUUAGGGACGGUGUUUCGAGAAAGGAGAUUGACAAUGGUGUUAAAUUGUGGAGGGAGAGGAAUCAUAGGAUGAAGAAGGAGGACUGAGUCUGGUUCGGAAUGCGUAUAGAAGUAUAGAGGAAGGCACGUCUAGAGAUUAUGAUCAAGCAUCAUGAUAGACCUCGGAGAGUGCUUGACGGCAUUCUUCAGUCUUUGGUAUAUACGGCUCUAUGACAUCCUGGAUCAGGAUCGAUCAAUCAAAAGAGACACCUUCUUCGAAGACUAUUUGUCUGUGCUCUCCGGCGAGGGCACCAGAAGCGUAUAUCUCUUAUUCUUUUUGCCUGGAGGCCGUGUCCUGUCCAAUCCGUCCGCUCGUCGUGAGUUUCGCCUUCUGUAUCGUCUUGAUCCUUCGUGUGCCGGAUCCAAAAGUUGCCAUGCGUGCCGAAUCGGACAGAACGAGAAAGCUCGUGACCUCCUGAGCACGUUUCGGGAAGUCCUACCAAACCAACUCACCA
Molecule: messenger RNA, 1123 nt
Organism: Aureobasidium subglaciale EXF-2481
Lineage: Eukaryota; Fungi; Ascomycota; Dothideomycetes; Dothideales; Saccotheciaceae
Exons: 2
Coding region: 75-716 (213 amino acids)
Molecular function (GO): acid phosphatase activity
Source: RefSeq, a predicted model, not a curated record